AUCGCGCUUAUCUUAUGUUUUGUACUGCAUGUGCGGAACCAAUAUGCACAAUGGCAGCUUUCAUGAAAUAGAAAUGUCAAAUCACUGAAAAAGUGAAAAUGUUUAAAAACACAGGCCUUUUCAAAGAUGUCCCAUGUCCAUACUUCUUGUUUGGUCUCUGUGAAAGACCGUACUGCCAUUUUAGACAUUCUAAACAUGAAGAAGCAAAAGCACGUAUUGAAGUUGAGAAGCUAUCCAAUCUUUACAAAGAAGCAGAUGAGAAUGAAACAGCUCCACAACCUGCAUCAUCCCUGCAGAGAACUCUCAUAGAUAUUGAAAACAGCAUAAAAAAUGAGAAGAAAAUUAUUGAAAACCAUGACAAACCAGAGCCUACAGAACCAACUAAAGUAGUUGCAAAAUUGAAAAACAACAAGCCAACUGGAACUCCAGAAUAUAAUCCAACACCUCUUACAGAGCUGAAGGAAAAACAAAGUAAAGGAGAGCUUAAGUCAGGUCGAUCAAAAUAUGAUCUAGCUUUGCUUGAUGAGCCUGAAACUGACAGUGAGUAUGACCCAGCCUGUAAUUAUUCAACAAAAUUCUCUUCUGUAUCCUAUUCUCAUAAUUCUGUGACCCACCAAGAGUCAGACAGAUUGCCGGAAUAUGCACAAUCUCUAGGAGCAGGAAUUAAACGCAAGUCUGAAACAGAUGAGAAUGAUGACAGUCAGCUUGCCAAGAUACCAAAAUUUAUGUCAGUUAGUUAUACACCAGCUUUGAAUGAAUCAACUGAACUUUCUGAGGAAGAACCUAUAGGUCAGCCUGAGGAUUGGUUUUCUGAUGAACAAAGUGAUAAGGAUAGUUUGAUUGGAGUUCAGCAUAAUUCAGCAGAUGAUAAAGUCAGUAACCCUGCAACAUCAAAUAAAAUAGAUACAAAAAAAACAGACAAAGAGAAUGCACAAAAUAUUUUGCCAAUUGAGUUUAAUAAAGAUGGAUCUGUAAAAUAUUUGUCUGACAUUACGUCAGAAAAGUCAGCUUCAGAUAAUAAAAAACCGAAGCCAAAAUCUCAACAAAAAGAGAAAAAGGUAGUGCAUAAUGAGUCAGUGACUGAUGAUAAUGAAACUGAAAUCCCAGAUAAGGGUGGUGGUAAUAUUUUUAAUCUGUUCAAAGCAGAGUUUGAUAGUGCUCUUGAGACCUGUGCUGAUGACGAAACUACUGACAUAGGUAUUGAAGACAAAAAACACAAAGUUAAACAUAAAUCUGGAAGUGAUAAAACAAAAGCCAUUGAAAAAUCAGAAUCCAGUAAGAAAGUGACAGAAAAGCAUAAUGUGAAACCAAGAUCUGAUAAAGUUUCAGAGUUGUCUAAUGACAGGAAAAGAAAUCACAGUUCUGAUAAGAACAAAAGUUCAGUGAAAAAUGGUGUUCAUAAACCUGACUUAUCACCUCUGAAGCAUAAACAUUCAUCAUCUGGAACUGAAAGACACAAACAUUUACAAAACAUGGAAGAUACUUCUGACAAACCAUCUCAUGAACAUGCUAAUCAUAAACAAACAAAACAUAAACAUAGUUUAUCUAGUACCCCUGGUAGCAAGCAUCGUUCCUCCAGUGGUGACAAAGUAAGUUCUUCACAAGAAAAACUCUCCAGCUCAGGGGUUAAACAUUCAUCAUCAAGCCAAAAACAUGGACCCACAUAUAAACACAGACAUAGUUCAUCAGAUCAUCAUAAGCCACUCUCAAGUAAUGAUAAACAUAGUUCAUCCAAUAGUGUGAAGACACAUUCAAGCUCAGAUAAACAUAAUUCUAGUAGGUCCAACAGCGAAAAAGCUCAUUCAAACAAAGAUAAAAACACUUCUGUAUCUAGUCAGCAGAAAAAUCGUUCUGUCAGUGCUAAACACACUUCAUCUAGUCUUCCAAAGCAAAGUCAUAAAAUUUCAUCAUCGUCUGAAAAAUCCUCAAAACUAAAACUGAGCAAAACUGAACGCCAUAGAAGUGGCGAAAAAUCUCCAAGAGCAGGUACAAGUAGUAAUAAAAUACACAAGGACAGAGAUGGGUCCAGAGCUCAUAGCAGCAGCAGCAACAAGAGUUCAGGCUCCAAAUCCACCCCUGACAGGGUACGUCAACAUUCAUCCUCAUCCAAGAAGAAAAACAUCUUAAACUUGGAUGUGGAUUUGUUUGGUGACGUAAAUAAUCAUGGAGGGGCUGCAGGCGAGCUCUCAGACUACGAUUCUGACCUGGAGAAAUACUUCACAGACGAAGAUCCCUUUGACGAGUGUCUGAGAAUUUUUAACGAAGAGCCAAGGAAAUCACACACUGCUGGAGCUUCAGAUAGAAAGAAGCUGAAGCGCCCUGCACCUGAGGACCCUGAACCUCCACCAGUCGGUGGCAAGAAACGCAUUGCUCUCAAAGAAAGUGACCCUGAAGCCAGGAAAAAGAAGAUUGACAAUCGCCCCCAGCCUAAGCCAUCACCCGCCCAGGUCAUGUUGAAUCGGUACCGUCAGAUGCAGGAAAAAGUUUUACGUGAGGAGGAGCAACAUAAGGAGAAGGUCAAGGUCAAAGUGAAGCAAAUCCAGCAGAAGAACAGGGAGAAGGCGGUCAAUUCGACUGCACCUCCAAAGCCAUCCCUGGCAAGUGCCUCAGCAACUUUCACCACAUACAUGGCUAACAAGAAUAAAAAGACAUCGGCAACAACUGUCGGCAAGGGGGUGAAGAGGACUGCUCAUGCUCCAACCAUACCAAUUGCGAAGCUGAAGCGUCCUACAGUUGAGGUCAAUACUAGCUCAAAGGUUGCCACAAAUGUCAGACAACGCUACCUCAACAUGUUCAUCGACGAAUUCCUCAAAACAUGUGCAAAUGAGGAGGAAGCUUAUAAUAAGGGAAAGGCAGAGGAGCAGGCUGUAUUCAAACGCUGCUCAAACAAGAACGUGUACCUGAACAUUGCCGUGAACACAAUCAAGCGUCUCCGGACAGCAGUGUUAGAGGGGUCAGGAAAGAAGACUGGUCACGUGACCCAGGUGAAGAUGUCACAUGCCUCAAUGCUGGAUGGGUCAGGCCCGGGAGCCUCUAAAGCUACCUACACUGUGAACCGUUCAGGAGGUGGAGUCAAGAUCAGGGAGGAGGAUUUUGAGGGGGUUGAGCUGUACCGUCGCCUCAAACCGUACAUCUUGACGGAGGAACAACUGAGGGAGAACAACUUUCCCCGGCCCGACCCCGAGAAGGGAGGGUCUGCUGUGUUUUACGGGGAGCAGCAAUACACGCAGAAAGCUGCAUUAAAAGGUUAUGAGAAGUUGUGUGUGCGGUGUGGGAAGGUGUUCGAGGUCUACCCUAAUGGUAAAUACCCCGUGAAACAGGAGUGUGUCUACCACUGGGGGAAGGCUUGGAAGAAGAAAAUUGCUGGUGCAAUAGAUACACGGUACACCUGUUGUCAAGGAGAUCUGGCCUCAGAGGGCUGUCAGGUUGCUAAGCUGCAUGUUCAUGAAAGCAACAAAAAGACCGAAACCAUGUCAGGGUUCAUGAAGACAAUUCCGGCGUCACCGGCUAUUGACGGGGAUUACGGAGUGUAUGCCCUCGAUUGUGAAAUGGUGUACACAACAAUGGGCAUUGAGCUUGCACGUGUCACGGUGGUGGGCCCCGACCAGGAGCCUGCGUACGAGUCUCUCGUGCUUCCUGAUAACCGCAUUGUGGACUUGAACACCAGGUUUAGUGGGAUCAGUGAAGAUGAUAUGGAGGAUGUGACUACUACAAUAAGGGAUGUCCAGGCUGUCCUGCUGUCCCUAUUCUCGGACCAAACCAUUCUCAUGGGACACAGUCUGGAAUCUGACCUUAUGGCACUCAAGAUGAUCCACAAUACAGUGGUUGACACCUCUGUCGUAUUUCCUCAUCGCAUGGGCCGACCGUUCAAACGAGCCCUGAGAAACCUCAUGGUAGAAUACCUCAAGAAAAUCAUCCAGGAUGAUGUUGGUGGUCACGACAGUUUGGAAGAUGCUAACGCCUGUCUUCAACUAAUGCAGUAUAAGCUGAAGGACGAUGAGCGGAAAGAAGCGCGGCGACUCUCAUCUUGAUAGGAAAAUAAUAAAAAGGGGAAGCAAAUCUUAUUUGAAAUGGGAGAAAAAAGGGGAGAAGACUCAUAUUGAUAGGGGAAAUCUAAAGGGGAAGUAAUUAUUACUUUAUGAUGAGAAGAGAAAGGGAUAAGUCAUCUUGAUAGGGAAAAAAUGAAGAGGGGAAGCAACUCUUGCUUUAUGAUAGGAGAAAAAUUAGAGAAGACUAAUCUCCUCAGGAAUAGCUAAAGAGGGGAAGCAACUCUAAGUUUACAAUAAGAGGAAGGUAGCGCUGGCUAUUUUCAUUUUAAAAUUUGGUUUCCAUGCGUUUUUGAUAUGGACUGGAGUGGACUGUAGGUUGGAAAAAAACUGAUUCUAGCGCACACACUUCAUAGAUUUUAAUACGUGUUAAUCUGUCUAGUAGUGGAAAUGAAAUAAUUCAAUAAUUGAAUCAUUAUUUUUUAUUUGAUUUGAUUUAAAGGUUGUAUGUUGUCAUAGACAGGCUAUGAAUCGGAAUGUGUGUUUAUGUACAGUGAACCUGGGGCUAUAUUUAAUAACCAACUUAGAUCAAGCUUAUGUUAAUGAAUAUCUUGAGUGUUCUGAUUGUACUGUAAAAAAUAAUUGGCCGAUAGACUGAAUGGAAUCACUGAGGCAUAUCUGAGCAUAAGGAUAAGACUAAUGUUGAUACGGCCCCUGGUGUGGUAUUAUGAAGAUAUGCGUGAUUGUGCUGGUGCCAAGAUUCUGAUCUUGAACAAUAAAUUCAAACUUGCUUUAAAGAAAACAGCAGGGGUAUUGUGCAAGCCUUGGUUCUAUAACUACAGGUGCCGUAGGUAUGCAAAAAAUAGUCAACUUGGACAUAUCUAAACAUUAUUUUAAGAUAUUCACUUUAAACUAAGUACACAUAUUGCCAAAGACAAUAUGCAAACAUUAGUAAGGCCCAUAGCUGUGGCUUAAAAAUGUUUUUUAUAAAUGUUUAGUUUUACCAUUUUUCAACUGAAAAAACAAAAAAACAACAGGCAAUUGUCUACAUUGGUGGUUCUCAUGUAAUAUUUAUUAUCAGAAAUUUUGAAAAUUCUGUUGUGAUUUAUCUGCCAGUAUUAUUUUCAGAGUUGUUGCAUUUGUCAAAACUGUUAAUAAAGAAAUACUAUACCACCUGGUAGGUGUAAUUAUUCGGGUACAAGUGCUUGAUAGAUUACAAGGAUACCACAACACAUGUGACAGUUUUGAUGAAAUUAUUUAUAUAUGUAUAUAUACAUGUAACUAAUUUGUAUGUUCAUAAGAUAUAUUUAUAUGAUGUUCAGUUCAUUCAUAUCGAUAUCUUUGUAUUGACGGAAUAAAAUGUCACAUUUUGUCUGAUUAUUUGUGUUGAUGUCCUAUAUAUGUUUCAUAAACAUGUAUGUUUAUUUUUGUCAAUAAAUUUACGCAUUGAAUUAUCCUCAAUGAAAAUGUAACAGAAGCCCACAUCAACAGUUUUGAUAAAAACUUACUUAAAAUGAGAUUGUUCUCUUUUUGGAAACUAUGUAUUGUUUGUUUUGUUUUGAUACGUAAUCAUUAAGUUAUUAAAAGUACAAACAUUG
Molecule: messenger RNA, 5584 nt
Organism: Mya arenaria
Lineage: Eukaryota; Metazoa; Mollusca; Bivalvia; Myida; Myidae
Product: RNA exonuclease 1 homolog
Exons: 16
Coding region: 99-4031 (1310 amino acids)
Cellular component (GO): nucleus
Molecular function (GO): exonuclease activity; nucleic acid binding; metal ion binding
Source: RefSeq, a predicted model, not a curated record